CCCCUGCGGUGGUGAAGCAGAGAGAAAGUCAGGCCUAAUCAAUAACACCUGAGCCACCACCGCCUUAUUUGAACUGACCUCUUUUUUCUCACCAAAAUCCAAUUUGUUCUAAAGAUAUGGCGAGCAUAGAUGUAUUAAAGGCCAGGUUUUACUCAUACGAUAAAAUGUACAGUCAAGAUUUGCGUGAACAAAGCUUUGUGGAGUGGCCGUUUCGAGAGGAGUGUGAGUGCACACCUGCGAAGAUGGCCAAGGCUGGGUUUGUCCACUGCCCCAGUGAGAAUGAGCCCGAUGUUGCCUGCUGCUUCUUCUGCCUGUUAGAGCUGGAGGGCUGGGAGCCGGAUGACAGCCCCUGGUCUGAGCACAUCAAACGCUCUCCUAACUGUGGCUUCUUGUCCAUGAGGAAAGAUUUCACCGAGUUGACCGUGGCCGAGUUCCACCACCUGGAGAAGGAAAGGCUGAAGAUCUACAUUAGAAAAGUUUGCCAUAAGAAGAUGGCAUAUUUACGCGAUGAAAUAGACCAAAAGCUUAAGGACCUGAACUCCAUGUUGAACUCCAUCCAUUGACUCCACGCCUGAGAUGGUGAAAGGAAUACUUAAUUUUUGUGAACACACCAGAAUUAUAAUGCCAUACCCAUUUCAAGAUGUGGAUUAAGAGUCUGCUUAAUGGUGUGAUGUAGUGUAAACUUAAAUUAACAGACUUUCCUUAGGAGUAUUAACAGUUUGUUUGUAGUAUUGCUUUUAACCACAAGAUGGUGCUUUUGCACUGAUACAUACCUGCAGUUUGUCUUAUGGCUGACAAAUACCCUGAAGUAGUUUCCAAUCUUGCAUCAGAUCUCCACAAAGGCAGUCAUAAGUGAAAGUGCACAUUGAGCAGGAUCACAAUGUGGGUUAUAUUCCUCCUUUUUUCACCCAAAUACUUACCAUUUUCCUGAACGUGCCAACAUCUCUACCACCCCUUUUCAAACCUUGACCCUGGACAGAUGGCCUGAAGCCCCUCCCUCUCAAUACCAACUGUUGCCCCAGUAACAUCUGUUACAUAUAGGGGAACAGUGUGCACUGAGAGGGCUCACCAGGACACUUGGCCAGCUCAGAGGAGGGGGCCUGAAGAUGUAGGAAAUACUAGAGGAUGCUAUUGUGACAGUCAAAAUUGUAGAGAAGGUGCUCUUCAAGUUAGCAGCCUCAGGAAGCUCUGUCACACUUGUGCUUUGGUUUUUAUCAUUAAGCAUAUUUUUUUAAGAACAAACUUUUACCAUCAGAGUUUUCAUUUGCCAAAGCUGAUAAAACACAUUGAGAUUUCCAUGGCUUUUUCCAUGUAGCAGAUAAAGGAAAAAUGUUAGGCUCACUUUAUGAAAUGGAGUCUUUCCCUGUGUCUGACGGGAGGGGUGGCUGGAUGGAGUGUAGGAUUAAAAGAUGCUAUCCCAUCUCCGACCUUCCACUGUUCUGGAUUAAUGUCUAAUGUAACACUCUGGCCACUGAGCCCAGAUCAGCUGCUUAAUUCUCUUUUAUCCGCUUGGUGCAGACCAAAUUGAAGAGAGAAUAUUUUUAGCCAAAAUGUAAAAAAAGAGAGAGUAAAUAGGUGAUGUAACAUUUCUAAUAAAACUGUUCCGCUUCACUCUUUUUAUAAGGACUUUUCUUGUGCUCUUAACUAUUGUUAGAUGUUCCUCAUAUGUACAAAACAUGUAGCAAAUGUGUGUGAAGAGGACGUUAUACCAAAUAUGAAUGUAAUGUAAAUUCCCAAGCAUUCACUAAAUAAAGAAAUUAUCGUUUUGA
Molecule: messenger RNA, 1769 nt
Organism: Myripristis murdjan (pinecone soldierfish)
Lineage: Eukaryota; Metazoa; Chordata; Actinopteri; Holocentriformes; Holocentridae
Gene: birc5b
Product: baculoviral IAP repeat containing 5b
Exons: 4
Coding region: 117-563 (148 amino acids)
Source: RefSeq, a predicted model, not a curated record